UGGUGGCUCUACUAGGCGGCUUCUUAGCCGUCGUACUGCUGGAGGAGAGCAUUGCGCAGGCGCAACAAAGAAUGGCAGAGACAUCGGGGCUACAGAUGGAGCCGUCCGGGGGGGAGCAAGAGCCGGGGGCCGUCAGGCUCCUGGACCUGCCCUGGGAGGACGUCCUGCUCCCGCACAUCCUCAGCCGCGUCCCCCUGCGGCAGCUGCUCCACCUGCAGCGCGUCAGCAAAGCUUUCCAGGCGCUAGUGCAACUGCACCUGGCGCGCCUGCGCAGCUUCGAUUCGGCACAGGUGGGCCCCCAGGUUCCGAGGGCAGCCCUGGGCCGGCUGCUGCGUGACUCCGAGGGGCUCCAAGAGCUGUGCCUGGAGUCGUGCCGUGACUGGCUGUCCGAUGAGGACCUGGAGCCGGUGCUGAGCCGGAACCCCGGGCUGCGGCGCGUGGGGCUGGCGGGCUGCGGGCGGCUCAGCCGCCGGGCGCUGGUGACGCUGUCCUUGAGCUGCUCGCAGCUGCGCUGCCUCUCGCUUGCCCACUGCGACUGGGUGGACGGCCUGGCCCUGCGGGGCCUCGCCGACCGCUGCCCAUGCCUAGAGGCCCUGGACCUCACGGCCUGCCGACAGCUUCGGGACACAGCCGUGGCCUACCUGGCCCAGCGCCGCGGGGCCCAGCUCCGAUCCCUCUCCCUGGCUGUCAACGCGAAUGUGGGGGAUGCCACCGUGCAAGAGUUAGCCCGAUGCUGCCCCCAGCUCGAACACCUGGACCUCACCGGCUGUCUCCGAGUGCGGAGUGACGCCAUCAGGACCCUGGCAGAGUAUUGCCCUAGGCUUCGCUCACUUCGCGUUCGUCACUGUCACGAUGUGGCCGAGUCCAGCCUGAGUGCCCUGAGGAAACGUGGUGUGGACAUUGAUGUGGAACCACCUCUGCAGCGGGCCCUUGUCCUCUUACAAGAUGUCGUGGGUUUUGCUCCCUUUGUCAACCUGCAAAUCUGAUCAAUCAUUGAAGGGGGUGGAGGUUUGGGGGUUUGGUGAACACAGCUGGACUGUGGAUCUGGGAACACCCUGUGCUGGGGGGCUCCACCCCUGUCUCCUUCCCCCUAGCUGGGACUGGAGCCUGGACAAGGUCACCAGCUUGGAGAGGAAGGGGAAAAGGGAGAGAGAACGUGCUUGACUGAAACUGGGGGCGGGGUAGGCAUCUCUCUCUGGGGAAAGAUAGAAAUAAAAGACUCUACUUGAACCCUG
Messenger RNA from Dromiciops gliroides (monito del monte), 1235 nucleotides. RefSeq names its product F-box and leucine rich repeat protein 15 (gene FBXL15). The transcript has 4 exons. Gene Ontology annotation, molecular function: protein binding. Lineage: Eukaryota; Metazoa; Chordata; Mammalia; Microbiotheria; Microbiotheriidae. The record is from RefSeq and is a predicted model, not a curated record. Bases 72 to 986 code for a protein of 304 amino acids.